GUUGAAACAAGAGAAGAUGAGGAACAAAACAUCAAGUUGACUGAAAUUUUGGAACUGUUGGUGGCUGCUGGGUAUUUUCGAGCAAGAAUCAAAGGAUUAUCACCCUUUGACAAGGUGGUAGGCGGCAUGACGUGGUGUAUCACUACUUGCAGCUUUGAUAUCGAUGUUGAUUUAUUGUUUCAGGAAAACUCUACUAUCGGUCAAAAAAUUGCCUUAACUGAAAAAAUUGUGUCGGUAUUACCAAAAAUGAAGUGUCCUCAUCGUUUGGAACCACAUCAGAUCCAGGGACUGGAUUUCAUUCAUAUAUUUCCUGUUGUACAGUGGCUGGUGAAACGUGCAAUAGAAACAAGGGAAGAAAUGGGAGACUAUAUCCGUUCUUACUCUAUAUCACAGUUUCAAAAAACUCAUAGACUACCGGAGGAUGAUGAGUUUAUGCAAAGAAAAGAGAAGGCUAUCAAAACUCUUACUGAUAUCUUUGUAAGUAUGUUAGAUUUUUAUGAUCAAGAAGCAAGUGGUUUUAGUAAUGAAACGGUGGUGGUUAAUUCUGUUUAA
Molecule: messenger RNA, 552 nt
Organism: Fulmarus glacialis (Northern fulmar)
Lineage: Eukaryota; Metazoa; Chordata; Aves; Procellariiformes; Procellariidae
Product: coiled-coil domain-containing protein 93-like
Exons: 5
Biological process (GO): Golgi to plasma membrane transport
Source: RefSeq, a predicted model, not a curated record